Messenger RNA from Anopheles stephensi (Asian malaria mosquito), 3450 nucleotides. Its product is annotated as bifunctional arginine demethylase and lysyl-hydroxylase PSR-like. Gene Ontology annotation, molecular function: histone H4R3 demethylase activity; P-TEFb complex binding. The coding region runs from base 1013 to 2008 and encodes 331 amino acids. The record is from RefSeq and is a predicted model, not a curated record. Gene Ontology annotation, cellular component: cytoplasm; nucleus. The transcript is spliced from 5 exons. NCBI's taxonomy places the organism in Eukaryota, Metazoa, Arthropoda, Insecta, Diptera, Culicidae. Gene Ontology annotation, biological process: phagocytosis.
UAAGGGCAGCACAACGGCUUUGUGCUUCCCUUAUGAUGCCUGGGUUAACGGAGCUUUCGGCCGCGGGGUUUCUAUUCUACUUGGCGAUACAUUUGUCAUUGCUAUGGGGCUGCCAAUCUCUCAUAAGCUUGAUCGCAUCUGUCAUAAACGCCAUUUUGACGUAACGCAACAGCAGAUGGUACCAUAAAGCAAGCUGCUGAAAUUCAUUCAUCACAUACGCCACCACCACCGACGAAAGUACCGUGCGUGCAUACGAGGAGAGUACGACAAACUUUACUGCGGUGUUUUGUCGGUGGAUUCGGUUUUUAGUUUUCUGUUCCGUUUCCCGUUUUCCCGCCUUAUUCAUCGCUACGGUGCCGCUUUUCUGGUGUACCUACAACGCCAACCACCGAUCCUUCUUCCUGAUUUUCCACCGCUCGGAACAUUGUCGGUAUCCGGUAGAACACAAGUGCUAGACCGCAACACCAACUGUUUGCUACUGUGAAAACUCAGUUUGCUGCAUUCUGCACAGUUGUACCCUUGUCGGAAGAUUUCAUCAGCAGCGGAAAUCCUGAAGUACAUCGCUAGAUGGCUGACCCUGUUAAGCUGUCCCAUCGUACCCGGAAACGCGUCCGGGAAGUAAAGCGUAAAGCGAGGCCUGAUAUCAAAUGCCGAAGGUGCACGGUAACAACCACUACACAACAGGAGAAAAAAAUACCACGACGAACCAUCAACCAUCUGUGUGUGUCUGACGUUUCUCGUGAAGGAUGAAGCGGGGGAUGACUUUGAAAUGUAAUCACAACCUUCUGGAUGCUUCUUCGACACAUUCCACAAUAAGUCUGUUUCCGGCUUUUCCCCGUGCACAAACGAACUAUCGGACAAAUCGGCAUGGGUACAGCUGGGCUACCAUGAAGCGUUCGAGCCCUUCAGCCAGUUCGAAGACAACGUGGAGCGUAUUCACGUCAACAAGGUGAGCCCGCGGGAAUUUAUCGAGCGCUUCGAGCGCAUCUACCUACCCGUCGUCAUAGAAGGUAUGCAGGACGGUUGGAAGGCUGGUCACAAGUGGACGUUGGAGCGACUCGCGAAGAAGUAUCGCAAUCAGAAGUUUAAAUGUGGCGAAGACAAUGAUGGUUACAGCGUUAAGAUGAAGAUGAAGUAUUACGUGGAAUACAUGCGUAGCACCACGGACGAUAGCCCACUGUACAUAUUCGACAGCAGUUUUGGUGAGCAUCACCGACGCAGAAAGUUGCUAGAGGACUACGACGUACCGCUCUACUUCCGCGACGAUCUGUUUAAGCAUGCGGGUGAGGUACGUCGACCACCGUACCGUUGGUUCGUGAUGGGACCAGCCCGUUCCGGUACCGGCAUACAUAUCGAUCCGCUUGGCACGAGCGCCUGGAAUGCGCUGGUACACGGCCAUAAACGCUGGUGCCUGUUUCCAACCCACACGCCCAAGGAACUGCUCAAGGUGACCGGUUCGAUCGGGGGAAAACAGCGGGAUGAAGCAAUUACCUGGUUUAGUUUGAUCUACCCGCGCACGAAACAACCAGAUUGGCCCAGUGACUGUAAGCCGCUUGAAAUUUUGCAAAAACCUGGCGAAACGGUGUUCGUACCAGGUGGCUGGUGGCACGUAGUACUUAACCUAGACGAUACCGUUGCCGUUACACAAAAUUUCUGCAGUCGCACCAACUUCCCGGUUGUGUGGCACAAAACGGUGCGGGGCAGGCCAAAGCUUUCGAACAAGUGGCUGAAGGUGUUGCAGGUAGUUGAACCGGAUCUGGCCAAAAUCGCAUCCGAAACCGACAUCGGGCAGAGUACGGGCGUUGCGUCGGAUAGCUCGAGCAACUCUAGCUCAUCGUCUUCCAGCUCGAGCAACUAUGACGACAGCGACUGUGAAUCAAACACCGACAGCGGACAGGAGUCACUUUCGGCGCACAAAUCAAAGAAGCAUAAAAAAUCAAACGUCAUCAACAACGACGGUGAUGAUAAUAGUGUCGCUGACAAUUCGAUAACCGAUUUUCCACUUUAACCCCUCGAUUCGCGAUCGGUUUGUUCGGCGAAACAGCGGUUUAUUAUUAUUAUCAUUAAUUUCAUCCUUUAUUCUUUUUGUUCAUUCGCAAAGAACCAAUUUUCUCAAGGACAAUCGGUCACUCGGCUCAGCACAAACAGAACGCUUUCAUUCGUUCGUUUUGGCGAGGUACAGUCAACCCCAAAGGCUUGAAACCUUAGUUGUUGGUUGUGCAGUCCUAUCGAUAUGUGUGCACCUUUCCCGCAUCUUUAUUUAUGCGCCGCGGAGCAAGAAGCGAAGGAAUUGGCUGGUAGAACAAUCUAGAUUAACUAAUUCAAUUAUAGAUUUAAACGCAGUACGAUGCGCACUAGCGACAAACGACGGAUGAUGUGAUGUAACCGAAAAUGUAUUGCGUACUCUUUAUUGCAGUGCGAUUAAAGCAAGAUGAAGAGGCUCGUAGGAGAAAAAUGGUCUCGGCAGACGAAGAAAAAUGGGGUACGGAAGGCGACAUUCGAUGAUUUCGGUCGGAGAAUGGAGUAGAAAGAAGGCUACUAGGAAAUGGAUAAGCAACGGUUGGCCACAAGCUUCGGCGAGUAAUGCAAUUCCAAUCAAACAUAAUUAUUGACUGACAAAAAUGGUAACAAACAUACAGUAAAAGAAAAAAGCAAAGAGAACGUACAAGGCGUAAGGUAAACUUUCACACAUACAAAAUGACAAAUUGCAUGUAAUUAGCGGUAUUGUGCCUUUUGUGACGAAUGGGUAUCCACAAAACUCAACCAAAACAAGCUAAACAAAACAAAAACAACAAAUGGAACAAACAAGCAAAGAAAAGCAACAAUUUGACAGUAUAUGUGUAAUGCAUUUGACUGUCUCUUAAGAUUAAGUAGCUAAUCUACAUACCGGUAUAUUAUCAUGAGAUCUUGGCCCAUCUAAAUCGAGAGCAGCACCGUCAAACAAUCCACCAUAUAACAGCCAACAAAACAUACAUUCAUACCUAUAAAACUAUAGGAAAGGGAUUAGAUUUUUUGGAAAAGAACUUUCAUUGCUAUAAUUCCAUUCAGUUGUCGCAACAGAUCUUCCGCAAAUGCUAUUGGUAAAUGGGUAUAUAAAGGAGAAGAGUGUGCUCUACCAACCACAGUGCACGGUACAACGACCAUUCAAACCAUUUACCUAAUGUCCAAGCUAUACGAUUAUAGUAUAACAAACACACAAGCAACCAGAUACACAUAGCAAUACGUCUCGGUUAGGAAUUGUUAGGAGUCGGUAUGUGAACAGUGGCUGCACAUGCAAAAUAAGAGUUUUGUACAAUCUGUCAUAGUCAAUACUAAGUAAAUCAAGCUGCCCCACCCUACUCAACAAUAAUCAACAUAAAGAAGAACGGUACAUAAUUCCUGAAAUUUUAGUUAGGAAGAAGAUAUCAAAGGAAAUAGGAAAAUGAAAAUAAAUUAAUUAUGCCAAUGUAA